Molecule: messenger RNA, 2848 nt
Organism: Phodopus roborovskii (desert hamster)
Lineage: Eukaryota; Metazoa; Chordata; Mammalia; Rodentia; Cricetidae
Gene: Cisd2
Product: CDGSH iron sulfur domain 2
Exons: 3
Coding region: 74-481 (135 amino acids)
Biological process (GO): autophagy of mitochondrion; regulation of autophagy
Cellular component (GO): intracellular membrane-bounded organelle; mitochondrial outer membrane
Molecular function (GO): 2 iron, 2 sulfur cluster binding
Source: RefSeq, a predicted model, not a curated record
GAGCCCGCGAGCCCGCCGGCCGCUUCCGCUCUCACGCAAGCGCAGCAGCCGGGCAGCGGACGCCGGCGGCACGAUGGUUCUGGACAGCGUGGCCCGCAUCGUCAAGGUGCAGCUGCCCGCCUACCUCAAGCAGCUCCCGGUGCCCGAGAGCAUCACCGGCUUCGCCCGCCUCACAGUUUCAGAAUGGCUCCGCCUACUGCCCUUCCUUGGUGUGCUUGCCCUCCUUGGCUACCUUGCAGUUCGCCCCUUCUUCCCGAAGAAGAAACAACAGAAGGAUAGCUUGAUUAACCUUAAAAUACAAAAAGAAAAUCCCAAAGUGGUGAACGAAAUAAACAUUGAAGAUCUGUGUCUCACUAAAGCAGCUUACUGUAGGUGUUGGCGCUCCAAGACGUUUCCUGCCUGUGAUGGGUCCCAUAAUAAGCAUAAUGAAUUGACAGGCGAUAAUGUGGGUCCACUCAUACUGAAGAAGAAAGAAGUAUAACAGUAGCCAUUUAAGAUUGAAACUCUUGUAAUGUUCCCUUGUUUGUUGUGCAUAGAAAAGUCUUUGGAGGUUUUAACUAUCAAUACUUGUUGAAUAAUUAUUUCUGCCAAUUAUUUUCUUGCUACACUACUGCUUAUAUUUGAUACUUUAUAUUUUCAGUCCUUUAUGUAGAAAACAAAAGAUCAGGUCUUACUCUGAAAUCAAGAGUUAAUAUAUCUUUCAACAAUGAAGUCAGUACUUCAGAUUUUCAUUAAUUGGGAUUUUAAAGUUUGGCCAUAGGCCAAAAGUUAUUUCUCUGCAUAUCAGUAUUUCAACAGAAUGUAUAUAUUUUUAAAAAUUCUCCCCUGUCCUGUAAAAUGUAUUUUUAUACUGUUUUGUUUUGCUCAUUUGAAGUAGUUUGCCAUCCUCUGGCCUUUGUGGAACUCUUCUGUUUUUAGAUGAAUUAUGAAAAAUAUUGCCAUCAAGAAUUUCUUUGAGGCAAUAAAACCCCUUGUUUUAUAGAGAAUUUUGUCUCAUUACUAUGAUUUCCCAAUUCCUCAAGUAAAUCAGUUAUAAAAAUGUUCCAGUGAGAAACAAUUAUUUAUAUCGUAAAAAAAUUGAUACACCUUACAAACGGCUUGCUCUGUGUGUGUGUGUGUGUGUGUGUGUGUGUGUGUGUGAUGUGUUGUUUAACUUGGUGACAGCUGGGUAGCAAUAGCACUUACAGCUACAGUUUGAAGGUCAAUUAGAUAUUAAGUGUAUCUGAAUUUGCAUUAGAACGGCACAUAGUUCAUUGUUCAAUUAUGUUUUCUUUUUUUGUAAUCAGUUCUAGAGAAACAGGGCAACAUGAUGUCAAGUUACUUGUAAUCCACAGGAUUGAAUUUGCACAUUCUAAGAGAAAAAGUUUUGAUCUUUUUUAGAAGAGACAACUCCUUAUUACAUUAGCUUCACAAAAUGUAGAUAAACUAUUUGUGUUUAUAAUGGCAUAAAAAGGUCUGCUAAGGAUGAUGACUUGGAAAGCAAGGCUUAGUGCUUUUACUUUCCAUUUCUCUCCUGUUUCCCCCUAUCCCAAAAAACAUUUACAUACUUUUAAAUGACUUUUUAAAUCAAGACUUUGAAUAAAAUUGUCAAAGCACAAUUAAGGUUUUUAGGCCCAUAUGGUGAGGCCUUUGAUUGAUUGUGUAACGGCAGAUAGGAUGGCGUCAGCAUUGCAGGAAGCCCAGUGCACAAAUGGACUGGACACCAGCUGGGCAAGGAAGGAAGCCAUCAAGGGUUGCUGGCAAACAUUGCAAACAGCAGCACCAGCAGCAAAACCACCUAUUCAUUUUCUGGCUCAUAAGUGAAAUGAUACACCACUAAGGGUAAAAUAAGGGUAUAUAACAAAAGGUGAAAUUUAGUUUAGUACUUGAGUUCUGCCAUAAAACUGUGUUAUCUCCAGGAGCAGGGGAACAGUUAAAUUUGGGGACACUCAUUUGUCAAGUCUGCUGGGUUGGAUGGGUUAUCUCUAGGGUUUCUUAUUUAUUUAAUGAGAAGUCGUGAGCCUGCUGCCACAUAUGUUAUGUGUUCUGUUCUCUUUCGUUAGCUGUUAUAUCUAGCAGUAUGAGAAAGACUGUUGUUGGCAAGCCAAGCCUCCAUGCUAAAAGGAAAGUGAUUACAAGUCAACUUAUCACAUAAUUAAAUUACAGACUUAUCUUACAGUUUUAAUAUUUGUGUGUUGUGAAGUGUGAAUAAUAUUAAAACAUGUAGACAUGUUUUAGUUUAGACUUACUUUAUCUUUAUUAUUUUAUGUGUGUGCGUGCUUGUCUGCAUGUAUGUGUGUCUGUGCACCACGCACAUGCCUGGUGCCCAAGCAAGGCAGAAGAGAAUGUUGGGGCUCCUGGAACUGGAAUUAACACAUGUUUAUGAGCCACCCUGGGAGUGCUGGGAACUGAACCCUGGUCCUCUGCAAGAGCAUCCAGUGCUAUUAACACCUGAGCCAUCUUUCUAGCCCUGCAAAAUUUUUAAUAAAAUGAAUAAACACAUUUGAUGAGAGGCAGUGAUUGUUUUGGAGCAGAACUGAAGACCUGGUGUGUGAGUGUAGUGGAUCCUAUGAAAGUCAAGAGUGAUCCAGAUUUGGUUUUUGCUCAUGCAGUAACUUUCCUGGUACUAGGGUGGAGCGCAGGGCUUCACCCUCGCUGGCAAGAGCUCUUUACACUGAGCUCCCUCUUGUGUUAUGUCUUUUUAAUAGUAUAAAGCACUGAAAUACAAGGAAGUUUUCAAUGUAGGCUUACUGGAAAUUUUGCAUUAUUUGUAAUUUUAGUCCACUAUCAGGAAACUCUCUAGUUUUAUUUUCCAUUACAAUCCUCAUGUAAUAGCUACCCAUAAACUAUUAAAGAUGCAAUCCACUCA